AUGCAGUCGACAAAGUUGAAAGCGGCCGAGGCCCAUGGGCGGAAAGCAAAGCUUGCGCAAUCGUACCAAGAACUUCUCGACGAAUUCUCGAACAAGGACCUGAAGUCGGUCGGGAACUACACGCUCGGGCGCUUGAUUGGCAAGGGGUCGUUUGGCAAAGUUUAUCUGGCUACGCACAAGCUCACGAACGGUUCCAAGGUCGUGCUCAAAUCCGCCAACAAGGACGAUUCGAAUCUUGCCCGAGAAAUCCACCAUCACCGGCAGUUUGUCCACCCACACAUCGCGCGCCUGUACGAGGUCAUUGUGACGGAAACGCUGGUUUGGUUGGUGCUGGAGUACUGUCCGGGCGACGAGCUGUAUAACUACCUCCUCCAACAUGGCAAGCUACCCGUCGACAAGGUCCAAAAGACCUUCACGCAGCUCGUCGGCGCCGUGUGCUACGUCCAUCGCCAGUCUUGUGUCCACCGCGAUCUGAAGCUCGAAAACAUUCUUCUCGACAAGAACGAAAACGUGAAGCUCUGCGACUUUGGAUUCACCCGGGAGUACGAGGGCAAGGCCAACUACUUGCAGACGUUUUGCGGGACGAUAUGUUAUUCGGCGCCCGAGAUGCUCAAGGGGGAGAAAUACGCCGGCGAGAAGGUGGAUGUGUGGAGUUUAGGCGUGAUUCUCUAUGCGCUGCUGUGUGGGGAGCUGCCGUUUGAUGACGACGACGAUGCGAUCACGAGAACAAAGAUCCUGAACGAGGAGCCCAGCUACCCGGAUCAUCUCCCCUCAGAUGCUCUCGCCCUCCUCAAGAGCCUGCUUUCCAAGCGGCCAAUCCUCCGCCCAACGCUCCCCGAUAUCUUGGCGCACCCAUUCCUCGCCGAACACGCGCCGCAACAACAGGAGAUUCUGAAGCUGGAACGGCCCGAACCGUUUUCCACACCCCUUGAGAAGGAGACACUCCACCGGAUGCGGAGCGCGGGGGUCGACAUCGACGAGGUGAUGGAGAGCGUGCUGGCGCAAAAGUGCAACGUGCUAGCCGGUUGGUGGACGCUGCUGAUUGAGAAGGAAGAGCGGAAGCAACGGCGGAGGGAAAGGAAACGCAGGGAACGGGAGCUGGAGAAUAGGACUUCGAGGCGGUUUUCCCAGGCGUCAAGUAGGUUGAAUGCGCUGGCAACGGUGGAAGAGUCGUUUGUGAAGCUGUCAGAGGCGCCAACACCCAGGACCCGUGGGAGGAGCGAGAGGAGGAGCGGGUACUACCCCAGUCUGCUGAUCCCAGACAUGCCCGACCUUUCAGACCUGGCCAAGGUCGCGAAUGGGAAUCUGAGUCCGGAUACCGAUGUCCCGCCGCCGCCUAUCGACAAAGACUCCAUUCGGUCGGUCAGCUCGUCGAGGCAUCGCAAGCCAUUACCCCCGCCCAAGGAAGGCCUCCUGCGGAGCGCGCGGUCUCGCGGUUCAACCCUUCAUCUCGUCACCACAAGCGACGCACUGGACGUCAACAGCACCUCGCAGCCGGGCGACGGGAAGAAGACCAGGAAGCGGCCCUCGCAAGCUAUUGUAGCGACUUGGAAAAACUGGACGCACUGGCUGUUUGAAAAUACACGGCGACACAGGAACUCAAACAAGCGCGGGAGCCAAUCAACCCCAAACCUCCUCGCGAAACCGGGCAGCUCAAAGGAGGGCAAGUCCAAGGAAAACAGCCCGCGACCGCAAACCAGCAAGUACCCGACCAGCGGCUUGGCCUCUACUCCGCAAACCUCCAGUCUUCCCAGAGGCGUUGUCGCCAACGGGUACACCUCCCGCAGCGCAUCAUCAACCACCGGCGGCGGCGGCGGUAGCACCCGUUCCCGUCCCCCUGCGUCCCCCAACCUGGCCACCCCGACGGCCGCCGGCCACGGCGGUAACCCACGCCUGCGCACCUCCAACUCCUACAAACGCCACUCCCUCUCCCCGUCCCCACUCACACCACGCUCCACCAUCCGCCGCUCCUCCGGCCCCACGGGGCUACGCGGGCGCAAAUCCACCUCGUCGUCCGUCUCAUCCGUCCGAUCACUCCAUCACACGGCACACCACCAGCACUCGCACAGCAAAGCCUCCUCGACGUCCUCCAACGGGUCGGUGUCAACAUCCGUGUCCAAAACCCCCGGUGUCACGCGCUCGCCGCAUCACUCGGUCAAAGUAUUGCCCGCCACGCCAACCACGGGGUCGUUUGGCGGGUUCCCGAAUAAUAUCCGGUUAGUGAGGGAUCGCGCUGGGCCGCCGUUGAGUAUCUUCAACGAAGCCGCGCCGGGUGUUGUCGGGGUUGGUGCUGGUGCUGGUGGUGGUCGUAACCUAAGCGGUGGGCUCGGUCUUGCAAUCGGGAAUGGGAGUGGGAGCGGCCGCGGUGGGAGGGGGACCCCGACACCCGGAAGUCCUAAUCCAUUUCUCGGUGGUGGUGGUGGCGGUGUAAACGGCGGCGGUGGUGUGAUGUUUGCGAAGCGGAAGCGGAAUCUCUUCAAGGGGCCUAUGUUGAGCUUGUCGCAUCACCAUGCUCGGGAAGGUGGUGGCGGCGGUAAACACGCCGGUGGUGGAAACCCCGGUGGCCUGGGCGGUGCCGGGCUGGCUGCUGCUGGCCUUGGGAGUAUUGGGGAGGGCGGCGGGGCCAACGCCGGUGGUGCCGUUGUGGGUGUUGCUAGUAGCACCGGACCGCCGUCGAUUGGACACUCCCGUAGCGCUAGUAGCGGUGGUCUGGGCCGGCGGAGUGGAGAGAUUACGAUUGAGGAAGUCGACGAGGAUGAGGAGGAAGCUGCGGAAGCGGCUGCUGCGGCUGCGGGGAUUGGUGGGAGUGGGAGUGGGAGUGGGAGUGCUGGGUACACUGCGUUUACGGGGUCCAUGGGGAGUAUGGGCAUGGGGAACCUUGGUAGUGGGAGUCUGGGUAUGAAUGUCAACAACAUGGGUAUGGGCAUGAGCAGCGGUAUGGGGGGGUUGAGCAUGUAUGGGGUUGAGGAGGAUGAAGACGAAGUCGAGGAGGUUGAGGCGUUUACGCCGAUUGUUAAGGGGCCGGGGGAGAUUGUGGAAGAGAAGAUUUAUGAAGAAGGGGAGGAAGAGGUUGAGGAUGCAGGCGCCCGGGAUACGAGGGUUGGGGCUGGAGCUGGGAAAGAUUGGUUGCAGCCUGCUGCGACGAUCAAACCGGCCAGUGAGACCGCGUGA
Messenger RNA from Dichotomopilus funicola, 3171 nucleotides. RefSeq lists its product as uncharacterized. Gene Ontology annotation, cellular component: chromosome passenger complex; spindle microtubule; spindle pole centrosome. The transcript is spliced from 4 exons. Gene Ontology annotation, biological process: protein phosphorylation; regulation of cytokinesis; mitotic spindle organization. Lineage: Eukaryota; Fungi; Ascomycota; Sordariomycetes; Sordariales; Chaetomiaceae. Gene Ontology annotation, molecular function: protein kinase activity; ATP binding. The coding region runs from base 1 to 3171 and encodes 1056 amino acids. The record is from RefSeq and is a predicted model, not a curated record.